AUGGCGGAGAAUGAGAUCCGGCUAGCAGUAGGAGGAGGAGACAGUAAUAGUGUUGCGAUAACAGUAGCUGCGAAUCUGGGAAACAAAAAGAAGAUUCAGAAACUUCCACUUCACUUGCGUUACAAGGAGGACAGCGACUUCUACGAUCCUAGAGUAGUGCCCAUAGGGCCAUACAACUAUGGCCACCCAUCGCUGCAGCUCGUCCAGGGAAUCAAGUACAAGGUGUUGGAUCAUUUCAUUUCCAAUAAUUCUUCUUCUUCUUGGCAGAAGGAUUAUGAGUUCUACUUUAAGAAGAUGUUGGAGGUGGUGGAUACGGCCCGGAGCUGUUACAUAUUAUUGGAGAAUAAAUAUCCAUUUGAUGAUCACCGGUUAGCUGAAAUAAUGCUGCUGGACGCCUGCUUCCUAUUGAAUCACUUCCUGAUCACCACCGAUGAUGCUGUUUUAGCCUGGGGGUAUUACUCACCACUGGAUAUUACAACCUUGAUUGACGCGGCUGGAGGGCUUGCUUUCACAGAAUGCGACAUGUUAUUGCUUGAGAAUCAGAUCCCACUCUGGAUUAUUGAGCUCUUGUUUAACGCCAGAUAUUGUAAUCCCCCCCAUACAUGGAAACAACUACUUUCCAUGAAAUGCCAACAAGUGGUUUGGGAAGAGAUUGUGUUCAAGAAUGUUGAUGAGCUGGAAAGACAUGUUAACCUGCAGCAUGAUGAUGAAGCACCGCUUCAUCUGUUAGAGUAUUGUCAUAUGCUGAUGGUGAGCCGCCCCCACUCUGCAGAAGCAGCAGGUAUAGGUAACGCCCCAACAAUGUCAACACAACAGUUAAUAGAUGAGCACGGGUAUUUAUUUAGUUCGGUCAUGGAUCUUAAAUCAAAGGGCAUUCAUUUUAGGCGCAACUAUACUGAUUAUUCUCUGAGGGGCAUCAAAUUCGACUCUACUCUUCUGCGAGCAGAGGUUAAGCUUCCCGUUUUUGAUGCAUCCACCGUUACCCGAGUUUGCCUCCAAAACAUGAUAGCUUAUGAGCUCUGCAACUAUAGACGUACGCAAUUUGUGGUAGGUAGCUACAUCAACUUUAUGAAAUCACUCAUUGUUUCUCCUGGAGACGUUAAGGAGCUAAGAGAAAAGUGCAUUAUAAGAAGAGCAAUUGGAGAAGACAACGACAUUGUCAAGUUGUUCCAUGGGCUAAACACUUAUGGCUUUGAUAACCCCGCCAUCUUCAAGGAAGUCAAGCAUAAAAUCCUAAAACAUUACAAUAGCAAAACAAAGACGUGGAUGGUUGAAAUCGCCCACACUUAUUUCAAAUCCCCAUGGACUGCUAUAGCUUUAUUUGCUGCUACUUUUCUUCUUGUUUUAACUUUUUUGCAGACUUAUUUCACCAUUAACCCGCGCGGUAACUAG
Molecule: messenger RNA, 1392 nt
Organism: Ipomoea triloba (trilobed morning glory)
Lineage: Eukaryota; Viridiplantae; Streptophyta; Magnoliopsida; Solanales; Convolvulaceae
Product: UPF0481 protein At3g47200-like
Exons: 1
Coding region: 1-1392 (463 amino acids)
Source: RefSeq, a predicted model, not a curated record